AUGCCCAUCAACCCGCAAACCAAGGUGCUCUUCUUCGACACAUUCGGCACCACUGUCCGCUGGCGAGCAUGUGUCACAAAAGCUCUACAAGAAGCCAGCGAACAUGCAAUCCGCAAUGCCCGAGAAUCCCUUGACCCAGGCGCCCGCGCACAGGCAUCGGCAAUGACAGACGACAACUGGCACAGCAUGGCCGAGGACUGGCGCAAGUCCUAUGGACGUUUCACAGCGACCUUCGACCCUUCCAACGAGUUUAUUUCUAUUGACCAGCACCACUACAACGCUCUACUUGAGCUUCUACGGACACGCCAGCUCGAAGAUCUUUUCACAGAGAGCGAGCUGAGGGAGCUCGUCCAAUGCUGGCACCGCCUAGACCCGUGGGAUGACACCGUACAGGGUUUGAAACUGCUGAACAGCAAGUUCCGCACGAGUACACUGUCUAAUGGUAACGUAUCGCUGCUAGAAGACCUUGUGCAGUAUGGGCCGCUGCCCUUCACGGACAUUGUCAGCGCGGAGCACUUCGGUGCCUACAAGCCAUCGCCUCGUGUGUACCUUGGAGCUGCAGAGAAGCUAGGUUUCAAGCCGGAUCAGUGUGCGCUUGUCGCAGCCCACUUGAAAGAUCUAAAAGCGGCCAAGGAAUGUGGGUUUGGGACAAUCUACGUUGAGCGUGUUGGAGAGGAGUUUGGUAACCUCCAGCGGGCCAUCGAUGAGGGAUACGUGGAUUUAGCGGUAGAGAUAGAGACGAGCUCGGAUGGAUUUAUAGAGGUUGCGAGGCAGCUAGGUAUCUCGACGGAUGGCCAGUAG
Molecule: messenger RNA, 801 nt
Organism: Aspergillus puulaauensis
Lineage: Eukaryota; Fungi; Ascomycota; Eurotiomycetes; Eurotiales; Aspergillaceae
Product: haloacid dehalogenase, type II
Exons: 1
Coding region: 1-801 (266 amino acids)
Molecular function (GO): hydrolase activity, acting on halide bonds, in C-halide compounds
Source: RefSeq, a predicted model, not a curated record